Molecule: messenger RNA, 1402 nt
Organism: Symbiodinium sp. CCMP2456
Lineage: Eukaryota; Dinophyceae; Suessiales; Symbiodiniaceae
Source: the annotation of a GenBank genome assembly
AUGGAUGCUUCGUGCGAUCGGCAUUGGCAGAGUUGCUGUGCCGGUUUCGGCACGACAAGUGGGGAAAGGGUAAAGCCGGACAAGAAGCAGCGCAGCAUCGUCCAGAGCCUGCCAGUCGCAGAGGUCUUGGAAUUUGUGCUUGAGCAGGUCUUCGAACGGGCAUGUUUGGAGCGACUUGUCCUCGAGUCCUUCUACGUUCAUCAGCGGAUCCAGCAGGAGAUCUCCAAGCAUGAAAUGAAAGCUUCAAGUCUUUCACCAUCUACAAAGCGGAACAUUGGAAAGCUCCUGUCUCGAAUGGACUGGUGUCGUUUGAUACAGUUCGUCAAGAAGAACUCAGGAUGUGACCCCGAUUUCCUCAACUUGGUUCAGACACGGAUGACGUGCCUUCGACCAGGAGAUUUCAGUGACAUGAACAACCUGGCGUAUGCACAGUCCGUGAAGGUGUUCUCCGUGCAAUCCAGCCAAGACCCGCAAGCUCCUUGGAGCAACAAGCCUCAAGAGGAGACUUCGGGAUCUGGCUGCGUCAUCCUCCAUGAAGGCAAAGAGUGCAUCCUUACGAACGCGCAUGUGGUCGCCGAUGCCACCUACGUCGAGGUUCGGAAGGCCGGCGAUGCAAUGAAGUACCCAGCACUGCGCGUGAAGACGUCGCACGAGUGCGACUUGGCUUUGCUGCGUCAGUGGCCCAGGGGAGAACAGCGAAGCGCAGCUCAGAUUGGUGCUCUCGCUCUGCGCAUCAUGAUUUUGGAGCUUUGCUUGGCCGCUGCUGGUGUCUGCACGUUGCAGAUGGCAUGGAAUUUCUUCUCCAGACCGAAGAUGUCGGUUGAGGGCAAGCACGUGCUCAUCACGGGGGGCUCUCAAGGGCUUGGGCUUGCCGUUGCCAAGCUUUGCUUCGCACGGGGCGCCAGGGUGACAAUCGUUGCGCGGACGAAAGCCAAGCUUGAGCAAGCGUGCGAGGAGGUUCGGAGCCAAGGAGCUGCUACAGGAGCAAAGAUUCAAUACUUGGAGAUGGACGUCUCCAGUAUGAAGUGCAGUACCUUCUCCGAGCUCAUGGGCCGCGCUGCAGAAAGCUUCGGGCGUGUGGAUGUGGUGGUGGCCAAUGCGGGGACAGGUGUUGCGAAGUUGCUUGUUGGGUCGGAGCUGACCCAGCUAGACGAGUUGAUGGAGGCACAGAUCUCGACAAAUCUCAUGGGCAGCCUGAGAUGCGCCAUUGCUGCGGGGCAAGUGAUGGCCAGCGAUGGCCAAGGUGGUCGAAUUUGCAUCGUGUCCUCGGCGGCUGGCUUGAUCUCCUUGCCAGGCUACUCCAUCUACUCUGCCACCAAAUUUGGACACCGAGGCUUCCUGGCGGGUGCCUACCACGAGCUGCGCCGACAUGGUGUCCAUCUCUCAGUCUACUAUCCAGGUA